GUGGCCGCUGAAGUCUCUCGAGCCAUGGUUUCCGUCCUCGACUCAGAGGCUCAUUUUGAGCGUAAAGCCAAAGAAGCUGGAAUCACGGUAAGCGAUCCAGAUGCGGCUUCCAACCAGAUUGUCUACUUGGCGCCCGAGAAGUGUGUGUCAAGGCUGUAUGAGGUGGCGCAGUCCAAGCCCAUCACAAAGCAAGUAGACAUUGAAGCAAGCAAGCUUGUCAUAAAGGAGGCCGCUGAUCCAGUCGAGGCUCCCACCAAUGGUGCUAUGGCCCUGUUUGAUGCGCUAAGGAGGAGGGGGCUCGCACUCUGCUUCGCCAACCUCAUUCACUGGCCUAAUUACGAGCGGUAUCUCAAUACCCUCUUUAACCACCUGCACCGCGAAGCAAAACCUGGAUAUUUAAGGUGCGCAAUUCGCCAACUAGUCGAAGCCGAUAGGCUUUGUUGGUCGCGUCUCAUAGAACAAAAUGUGAAACCUCGGCCCAACCCUGGAGAUCCUCUGCCUUUAGACUCCAAGCUACAGGCAACUUUGGAAAGCUAUGAUGUGAGCUUCGAGUUGAUGCCUCUGCCUCAACAGCCGCCAAAGCGCAAAGAAUCCUGGCCAGAUCGUGCCCCGAAGGUGCCCAAGGGCGGUGCCAAAGGCAAGGGUCAAAACAAGGGAAAGGGCGCGGGCAAGCCGGCAGCCCGCAGCAUGAUCAAGAUCCCGUGGGGCAUACGCAGCAAAGGUGGAACGGCCGAGACGCCACAUGGCUCCCGCAUCUGUUUUGACUACUCACUUGGAGAGUGCAAGUUGGGCGAUGCCUGCGCAAAAGGCAAGCAUGUGUGCGCCUAUCGCAAGGGCGGCAUUGUGGGUCUACGCUCUGCGUGCAAGCGACUCCCAGCAUGUACUGAGGUUUUGGCCAGGUACGUGCGUCAGGAACAGCCGGAUGCUGUUUUCUCAAGCAUUGCCAUACUUGACAAUGUCCCGUCAGGUUUUCACAAAGAUGUGGCGAACGCCCAUUGCGACAACUAUGUGUUUAAAAUGUCCGAAUUCUCAGAUGGCGGAGUUUGGUGUGAGGAUGCCCAGGGCACGGAUGUCAGGUCCGUCAAUGGUGCGCAAGUGCCCGGCCGGGUACUGCCUUUCUGCAAUUAUACACUUCGCUUGCCAGCGUACAAAGCCUUGCGUGCCACUGAGCCUUGGUCUGGCUCACGCAUUGUGCUAGUUUCAUAUUGCCUGCAAAACUUAAGUAGUUUGCCCCCUGCGCAAGCCAAUCAACUUGCCCAGCUAGGCUUUCAGCCUGAUCUUGCCACAGGUGACCUUCAUGCAUCCAUGCAGACACAUGCGCCCUGCCAGACCAUGUCUGAGGAGGAUGAGGCCCCUGUGUCCACCCCCAGCAAGCACAGCGAUAAACCACUUGUUCUGGAACUCUGUGCCGGAACAGCAGGCCUGUCUGCUGCCUUGAUAGAGGUCAACUUCGAUAUCGUUGCCUUCGAUCAUAAAGGAAUCCCUGGGGCCAAAGCAGCCAUCCAGAUCGCAGAUGAGCACGGUUUCGCCUUGGCCAAAAGGCCUCCUCCUUCACCCGCGUUGCGCAGGAUGCUUCGCUGCCCCUGUCUGCGGCGCAGCAAGCAGGGCAAGGGAGAUUGCUUCAGUUGA
Molecule: messenger RNA, 1629 nt
Organism: Symbiodinium pilosum
Lineage: Eukaryota; Dinophyceae; Suessiales; Symbiodiniaceae
Source: the annotation of a GenBank genome assembly